UUUGUGCUUCACAUCAUCUCCGUCUCCAAGCACUAACCCAAUGGAUUUCAGGGCUCUUGUUCUGAUUCUAUGUCUCUCCUUGCCGACCAUAGGGGCCAUUCCAAAAUGCUGUGUGAAAACUCCAAUUGUGCCACUUAACAUUCUGAUGUUGGUGAACAAAUAUGAUGUCCAGCACAGCCACGGUAUCUGUGACAUUGACGCCAUCAAAUUGCAUGUGAAGGGGAGGAGGUACUGUGCUCACCCAAAAGUCCUAAAAGUCCUAGAAAUGCUUGAGGAGAAGCGGAGACUACAGCGGCAGGCACGUGCCAGUUGGACUGGUAUUUGAGGAUGAUGCCAUCCACAGAGUCGGCUUCACUCUGUUUUGUUUUAUUAUUAUGUGUGCCAUAUGUUUUACAAAUAUACACAUGGGCUUAAUUUAGAUGAUUUGCUCAGAUUGUAGCAUAUCUCCUGUUGUCAGAUAACUCAGUUGUUUACGGUGAAAACAUGCUCAAUUUAAAUGCUUUGGGAGCUGAAUGAGUAUCAUAUUGUCUCAUAUUUUAACCAGAAAUGUUAAGGUUGAUCAUUGUGUCUCAAGACAAUUCACAUAUUCAUAGAGAUAUUUUUCACUGUUUGUAACCCUAAAAAAAAAGAAAAGCAAAAAGGUGUUUUCACAAUUCAUAUCCAACUUGAUUCAUCUAAUCCAUGAAUGUGAGAUUUAGUGCAAAUAAACUAUACAGUCUGGACAUA
Sardina pilchardus (European sardine) is the source of this 726-nucleotide messenger RNA. It is a transcript of the gene ccl27b, whose product is annotated as chemokine (C-C motif) ligand 27b. Gene Ontology annotation, molecular function: chemokine activity. The record is from RefSeq and is a predicted model, not a curated record. Lineage: Eukaryota; Metazoa; Chordata; Actinopteri; Clupeiformes; Clupeidae. Gene Ontology annotation, biological process: immune response. Bases 41 to 325 code for a protein of 94 amino acids. The transcript has 3 exons. Gene Ontology annotation, cellular component: extracellular region.